Molecule: messenger RNA, 7383 nt
Organism: Durusdinium trenchii
Lineage: Eukaryota; Dinophyceae; Suessiales; Symbiodiniaceae
Source: the annotation of a GenBank genome assembly
AUGGCUGAUGAAGAUAAGAAUGGUGGAAGUGGCGCUUGGUCAAGAGUCCCAACUUGGGACGGAGAUCCCGAAGGCUGGCGGGCAUUUCUGAAGGAGAUGCAUUGGUGGAUGAGCGCAUUGGACCUUGAAGGCACCAAGCGCUACAACUUGGCGGCUCGUUGGCUUCUCCGCCAAGGCGGGAUAGUCCGCCAGAGAGGCGAGGAGUUCUCGCCUGAAGAGCUCGAGUACCAGAAGGCCGUGAUGGCUUUGGAUCCUCAGACUGAGGAGGAAGUUGUGAUCACCCCUGAAGACCCGCUUGCAGGUUUGAAGAAGCUGUUGAAGGCCUUGGAGUCCAUCAACGGCAAGACGCUUUUGGACAAGCGCGGCGACCUGCGCAAUGCCUUCUACUUGGAGCUUCGCCGGAAGCCCGGCGAGCGGAUCUCGGAGUUCUGCACGAGAUUCCGUUCCGCAGUUGCUGGUCUGCGGAUGGAAGGGGUGACGCUUCCAUCAUCCGAGCUCGGAUGGUUCCUGAAGCAGAAGCUUGGCUUGGACGCCAUUCGGCAGCAGCUCUUGGAGACCGCCCUCCAAGGAAAGGAGACCUACGAGGAGACGGAAGUCGAGGUCCUCAGGUUGUUCAGAGAUCUUCAUGCUGCCGAUCCAUUGGCAAGGCGCUCCAAUGCAGAAGGGUUCAACAAGAAUCCCAUCAUGAACAAGUUCCUCUCUCAGCAGCCUCGCCAUCCGUCCUCCCGAGGUUCGUAUGCUGCUUCAACGGCCCCGUCGACGACAUCCUCAUUUGGCUCAGGUCGUUCAAGCACGACCUACAGGUCUGACCGUCCCUUCCCUCGUCGACAGAUGAGUCAACGGCAAGCCUAUGCAGCUGAGGCCGAUGAUGAGCUUCGUGAAGAGCCGGAACCUGAUGAUCCGGCCACUGAGCAUGAAGAGCAUUUCACCCUUGAAGAGGUGCUCCAGGCUGAAGCUGAGAUCCUGGCCACUGAGAUUGAGGAGGCUGUUGAUGACGGCAUUGGUGCCGACCUCAUCCAGGACGUUGAGGAUACGGUUGAAAGUGCUGCUGAAGCCUUGCUCACCAUGCGUGAGGCGCGCACCAAGUUGGCUGAAGUGAGAAAAGAUAGGGGCUAUGGCAAAGCCUCUCCAACCUCAUCGACCUCUUCACCCUCUCCGAAGAGCAAGCUGGCAUCCAAGAAGGGCAAAACGCCUUGUUUCGACUGCAACCAGCUUGGUCACUGGGCUGGAGACGCUGAAUGCCCGAAGCCGGGUGCUGGAUUGGGUCGCAAAGGGCCAAAGCAGGCUCUCAAGUCGGUGAAAGUUGUUGAGACCUUGAACACCGAGCACAUGGUUGGAGCCGACCACAUCGCUGAGGAGACAAAUGAGACCCUGACCGUUUCGUGUGUUUCUCGCCACAUGAGUUUGAAGGAAGCCCUCAACUCCAACCACACCAAAGAGGUCCUCGCCACCGGUCUUUCUGAUGACAAGAGGUUGGUCGGUGCCCUCGAUAGUGCUUGCAACCGCACGGUUUCAGGUUCGGAGUGGCUUCAAUGCUUCCUUCGAGGUCUAGAAGGUGCUCCCCAACAUGUUCGUGAACUGGUCACCACCGUGAAGGAGCACGAGGUCUUCCGGUUUGGAGAUGGUGGAACUCAGGUCACUUCAUGCUGCGACUUCUCCCUUCGCAAUGGGGAGGCAAGCCGUGUUGUGCAGGGCCUAGCUGAACUUCGACGGAGCAGCGCUUUGGUUCAAGCCUCAAUGGUCAGACGAUCCAAAGAUGGCGCCGCAUGGUCGAAAGACUCGCUGCUCGGCUGCGCUGGCACUUAUGGGGUGUUUUGCUGUGGCUUGUGCGGGCCCUCGAUGCGGUACGUGCCUCUCCCGUACCCAUCCAUCAGCUCUGUCAAGCAGUGGAAGCUCCAGGCCCAGACGAUGGAAGAUGCUGGAAUCCUUCCGAAAGGUUCGAUCCUCAAGGCCGAGCUCAACCAACACUUCAACGCCACGGCAAUGGCCGAUUGCAUUUGGCUGAGGAAUCGAAUGGGGCUACGCUACGCCUUCCUGGAGGAUCCAGUUUUGACCGGCAUGAUGGCUGGUCGAGCGGCAAAGGGCCUCACAGCCCGAGUGAAGAGCCAGGCCAUUGCAGAGGCCAAAGAAAAGGCUCAGGCGGCGAUGAAGGACGGGACAGCGGAACAGGAAGCCCGAGCUCUCAUUGGGCCACGUGGAGGACUGCCAACACUUCGCUCCGAUCUGGUCAAGCUGGCGGCAUUGCUCCAUGUUCCUUUGGAGGACAAGAUGACCGUGCCGCAGAUCAAGGAGAAGGAUCCACCUUCACCUGUCCGUCCACCAAACUUCAAGGCACCGCCGGCCGCCCUCAUGAAGUCUGGAUCGCCAGUGCGGGAACCAAGCUUUCAGUUGGCAGCAGAUCGUCGAAUGGCCGCACUGGAACAGAUGAUGAAGCAAGUGGGCACAGCGCUCGCAAACUUGCAAUCCUCCAGCGGUGGCAUGAACGCCUGGCAGACCGAAGGCCUGAUGCCGCAGCAGUUCAACUUGGACGGCAACUCGGAUGCCGACAUGAUCAGCCUCGAAGAGCUCUCUCCGGAAGCCCUUCGUCAGUUGCAGGAAGAUGCAGCCCACUCCAUGGAGAAUGUCUACCAAGAGCGCCUGGAGGCCCAAUAUGGAGACAUCGAUCCAGCCUUCCUGACACCCGAAGCGAAGGAGGCUUUGCUCAUUUCUCAAGCCUGGGACAAGCGCAAAAGAGAUCAGGCUGCGCGAUUUGGAGUUCGAGCUGAUCGCACCAGGAAUGCCUUUGUCAGUGAAUUUGAAGCCAACAUGAGCUCCUAUGUGAAUGAUGAAGUCUUUGUGCGUGCGAUUGACAUGGCUACUUGUUUGAACCCCUCUUCACAGUCAACGCCGGGCACUUCUUCCCUGAAGACUUCUUCACUGGAUGGUCCCUUUCUCUCUGAAGUGUACACCAACACUCAGCGGGUGAUGCGUGAAGCUUCGAAGCGAGGCCAUCGUGUGGGCACUCCUCUCAGCUUGGAGACAGGCUGGAACUUCCUUCUAGCCGACCAUCGUGAACAAGCCAAGCAAUUGAUCAGAAAGGAAAAGCCUUACUUCCUGAUGAUCGCAUUUCCUUGCGGCCCUUUCUCGCCUUUGAUGAAUUUGAAUCCCUCAACCAACCUGGAGGAGAUCUUGGAGAAAGGCCGUGUGCUUAUGAACUUUGCACUGGAGUUGGCAGCAAUUCAAUUGGAAGCUGGUCGCCACUACGUCCUUGAAAAUCCACGGCCUAGUGCUGCUUGGAAAGAGCCCUCAAUGAUCAAGUUUUUGGACAAGAAAGAAGCUGUCACUGCAGAUUUCGAUCAAUGCAGGUUCAACCUUCGCAGCGCUCUUGGUGGCCUACAUCGCAACACUACACGGAUUGCUUCGUCGAGCCCUACCGUGGCUUCAAGAUUGGAUGGCAAGAAGUGCAUGCGCACUCAUGGCCAUGAUCAAGUGAUUGGAGGGAAGCGCGUCACAGCACCCGCUGGUCACUACCCAGGUCCACUGGCACGCGCCUUGGUGCUUGGGAUGGAGGAUCAAUUCCAUCGUGAAGCUUCGAAGGUCUCUGAAGUUCUUGCGGUUGGCCAUGGCAACCCUGAGGCUGAGGAGGAGGAUUUUGCCUUGCCCGCUGCUGCUGACAGCGAGACUGAUGAUGAUGACGGCGCCAGCGCUCCUGAUGCAAAGAUUCCAGCUGCAAUCCGUGCCGCAGUUGCCCGCCUCCAUGACCAAACUGGUCACAGAAGCAACAGAAGAUUGGCUCGUGCGCUCACCAUUGCAGGUGCGCCUGCUUCAGCCAUCCAGGCUGCAAAACAGCACAAGUGCUCCAUCUGUGCUGAAAGAGUUGCACCAAAGAGUCAACGUGUUGGUUCAUUGCCAAACCCCAGAGAUGUGUCUGAUCAAGUCCACAUCGACCUGCUCGAGGCUGAAGACUGCAAGGGCACCAAAUACUACAUCCUCCACUGCACCGACUUCUGCACGAGAUUUCAAAUGAGCCAGAUCUUUGAACGGAAAACGGCAGCUGCAGUGGUGGAGUUCUUGCAGACAAGAUGGAUGCCUGUUUUUGGUCCCAUGCGAGUUCUGGUGGCAGAUCAAGGCAGAGAAUUCAUCUCGCAUGAGCUUCAGAACUUUUGCUCCAGUCACUCCAUACUCCUAUGGCACAUUGGAGUGGGUGCGCCUUGGCAAAACGGCAUCGCAGAAAGAUCAGGAGGAAUACUGAAAACCAUCCUCCAGGCAGUGGUGAUGGCGAACUCCGUCAUUGGACACCAUGAGAUGAGCUUGGCACUUGGUGAGGCAACUUCCGCCUACAACCAGGACAUCAAUGACAGUGGUGUGAGUCCAUGCCAAGCUGCCUUGGGGAGACAACCAAAGAUCCAAGGCGAUGUUCUGUCGGACAUCCAAGGCCGGUUGGCCGAACAUGACCUCCUGGACUUCAAGCCGUCCCACGUUCGCCUGAUGGCCCUUCGUGAGACUGCCAAGGUGGCGAUGACAAGAUUGCACUUCAGCAGAGGCUUGAGGCGUGCUGAGUUGUCCAGAAGCCGGAACAGCACCAUCCAAGAUAUCCCUGAGCCUGGAUCCAUUGUCUACUUCUUUCGAUUCCAGAAGUACAACAACCGCAACACUGGCCAUCGCAGACGGCUGACUUUGCGAAAGUGGCAUGGUCCUGGCCUACUGGUCGCUGUUGAGCAAGGCUCUGAGGGCAACAUUGGAGCAAAUGCAUACAUUUCCUUCAAGGGGCAGUUGACAAAGUGUUCACUAGAGCAUGUGAGAAAGGCGAGCCCCAUGGAGCAGAUCACUGCCGGAGAUUGGGAGGAGGCAAUUCGAGAAGCAGUUGAAUCUUCGCUGCAUGACCUCACUCGCAGCGGACUGGCUGACGCCACUCAACCUCCUGCUCUUCAAGAAGAUGAACCCGCAGCAGAUCUGGACUAUGCUCCAACUAGUGAUAGCGAGGCCGCUCCCUCUCCUGCUGAUGAACCGUCGCCUCCUGUCAACAUGUUCAACCCUGCAUUUCCUGUGGUUGGUCCUACACCGCCAGUUGGUGAUCUUCCGCCAGUACGACCUCAAGAGAUGGUUGAUGCUGUGAUUGGAGGAGCUGAUGCCUCUGGUUCUCGACUGCCUUCGCAGGUUGGAACUAUGACGUCUAGGAUGACGACGCCCUGGACUCGCCAGAGCACACCCAUGACUACGCCUUUGACGGCGCCUAUGUGGGCUGGAGCGAGGAGGCCUUCUACCUCUUCACUGCCUCGUCUGCAAGAGCAAAUUGAGCGAGCCCGCACUAUGGACAAGCGUCCUGCAGAGCUUUCCACGGAGACACUUCGCUCCUUGGCUGAAAGAGAUGCUCCCGUUGCACCUCCCGCUGAAGAACCUCGACACCUUCAUGACACCAAUGUCGUGAGCAAGGAAGAUGUGCUUUCCAUUUUAGACCGUGGAGCUGAAGUGCACCCUCUGGUUCGCUUAUACUGCGAAGCUUGCGUUGAUCGCGCUAAUCCUCUCGAUGCACGAGUACAAGAUCAUGGAUCCUGGGAUGGGCGUUGGGGACUUCCCUCACGCACUGAGUGGCUGACUCGCCAACGAGUUGGGCUUUCCUGGCCCAAUGGAUCCGAUGACAUCAAUGAGGCUAUGGCUGUGCAAGCUGCUCGCAAGGAGUACUAUUGGCGCUCCAUGAAUCCCUCUCAAAAGGUGGCCUUUGAAGAAGCCGCGAAGACUGGUUGGAGCGUGUGGACGACCAAUGAUGCUGUGGAGGUCCUCGAUGAGAAGACUUCGGCUCGCGUCCGAGCUGAGCUGCGAUCGAAGCGAGAAGAUUGCAAGAUCCUGACACCUCGCUGGGUCUUCACGGACAAGAAUGAUGGGCUUCGCACCAAGGAGAACAAUUUGGGCAUCAAGGCUAGCGCAAGACUGGUCGUGCCUGGUUUCCGAGAUGUGCUUUCCUUUUCCUUGCGCAAGGACGGUUUGCGCGGUGAACCUCAACUUCCUUUUGGCGCCCGUGGCUUGGCGCGUGUGAAAAAGGGAGUCUUUGGCUUGAGCGAUGCACCAAGACAGUGGUACCUUCGCCUGCACCGAGCUUUGAGCGAGCUUGGUUGGGAGAGAAACUUCAUGGAUCCCGCUUGCUGGAUGCUUUGGGACAGCAAGCAUGAGCAGUUGCUUGGUAUUUGCCUCUCCCAUGUAGACAACCUGCUGGUUGGUGGUUGCUCAGCAGCUCGUGAGAGCAUCCUCUCCCUGGAGAAGACGUUGGGUUUUGGUUCAGUUGAACACAACUCCUUCAACUACUGCGGGAAGAAGAUUUCCCAGGACUUGACCACCGGCGUGAUCACUGUCACCAUGAAGGAGUACCAUGAAAAUGCGCGUCCAGCUGUGGCGCCGCUUCAUCGUCGAAGCGAUCCCAAUGAGCCCUUGACUGGAGCUGAGCAAAAGCAACUUCGUGCUUUGCUGGGUUCACUGCAGUGGAUGGUGGCGCAAGUAAGAGUUGAUCAAGCCUUCGCCCUCAGCACUCUCCAAGGAGAACAGCCUCAGACGAUCGGCGCACUCCUGCGCUGCAAUCAGCUUCUGAAGCAGAUGAAGCUGACUUCUGGUUUUGGCUUGACCUUCAGGCCUAUGGAUCUGGAAGAUGCUGGAGUGAUCGUGGUGACGGACUCGUCGCUUGGCAAUUUUGUGAGAGGAGUGGUUGCUUCCUUUCGUGGCCUGCCGAUGGAAAAUCGGUAUGCUGAGAGCGUCAUGGACGUGAUCCGCAUGAUGGUGGUGGUUGACGCCAAGGACGUCUUUGACAAGUGCUCCUCGGAUUCCACCUAUGGGAGUCAGAAGAGUCUGGCCUUUGCAGUUGCUUGGAUGCGCUCCAUCCUUCGCCGGCCAGGCACCUCACUGAAGUGGACGGCCACUGAGAACAUGAUCGCCGACGGAGGCACAAAGGUCAUGGACAUGCACCACCUCCGAACCACGCUCGACAGAGGAAGAUGGUCAGUGAAAUUCAAUACUGAUUUCAUCAAGGGCAAAAGCAAGGUCGCAAAGAAGAAGGCCGAGCCCUGUGUUGAGCUGCCCGGUGAGCCGAUGCGUGAGAGUCACCCUGUUUUUCCAUAUGUCCACCAGCUGGCAGACAGGCCUGGCUGGCACUUUGAAGUUGAUUUGAUUUUGCAGGUUGCUCGGCACGCUCGAUCCUUCAGAUCGCCCAAGCCCAGAGUUGAUGUAAAGCAUUUUCCUUUUCGAAGCACCUACGGACGCUUCGAUUUGAAGUCAGGAGCCUCAGAAUGGAGGACUUUGGAAGAGGCGGUCGAGCUCGACCAUUUGAGCAACACUCAAGCGGCCCUAGGAGCCACGGCAGCGAUCCUUUGCACAGUGUUCAUGAAGAAUCCACAUCCUCAAUCCACAAAAGAAGACUAG